Messenger RNA from Chroicocephalus ridibundus (black-headed gull), 7642 nucleotides. It is a transcript of the gene RAB22A, whose product is annotated as RAB22A, member RAS oncogene family. Gene Ontology annotation, biological process: vesicle-mediated transport. The coding region runs from base 178 to 795 and encodes 205 amino acids. Lineage: Eukaryota; Metazoa; Chordata; Aves; Charadriiformes; Laridae. The record is from RefSeq and is a predicted model, not a curated record. The transcript is spliced from 8 exons. Gene Ontology annotation, molecular function: GTP binding; GTPase activity.
GAAGAAGAAGACAUCAAGCAAACAGAAGUAGAACCUUAAAAAAAAUGAAGGCUCUGAAGCUGCGUGUUGGCCUGGCCUGGCCUGGGGGUUCCACAGGAGCGCCACGGGGUGAAGAGGUGGUGUCUCCAGCGUGUCCGCGUCCUGCAGCGUGACCCCGGAACCGUGUUCUCCUUCCAAAUGGCCGCAUCGCCCUUCAGAGGGGAGGUUAUCUGUUUCUGUGCCCUUCGUGUUAUGAAGGCAUUUGGGGACACUGGUGUGGGCAAAUCAAGUAUUGUGUGGAGAUUUGUAGAAGAUAGCUUUGAUCCCAACAUCAACCCAACAAUAGGAGCCUCAUUUAUGACCAAGACUGUACAGUAUCAAAAUGAGCUGCAUAAAUUCCUAAUUUGGGAUACAGCUGGACAGGAGCGGUUUCGUGCUUUAGCCCCAAUGUAUUACAGAGGGUCAGCAGCAGCCAUUAUAGUAUAUGACAUCACAAAAGAGGAAACAUUCUCAACGUUAAAGAACUGGGUUAAAGAGCUUCGACAGCAUGGACCUCCAAACAUUGUUGUAGCUAUUGCAGGAAAUAAGUGUGAUCUUAAUGACGUAAGAGAAGUCAUGGAAAAAGAUGCUAAAGACUAUGCAGAUUCCAUUCAUGCAAUAUUUGUAGAGACAAGUGCGAAAAAUGCAAUAAACAUUAAUGAACUCUUUAUAGAAAUUAGUCGCAGAAUUCCGUCAACUGACACCAACCCCCCGUCUAGUGGUAAGGGCUUCAAACUUAGAAGACAGCCAUCGGUGACAAAGCGCAGCUGCUGUUGACUGAUCCCUUAGAAAAUCAGACUUGUUUAUACAUUGUAGAGGCUACAUGCUUAUAGAGAGCCCAAGAAGUAAAUCUUCAUCAACCGAAGGCUGUUUGAAGCCCCGUUGAAACAUUGGUCCUCAUGGCAUCUCACAGUAGAGACAGAUAUGUGUUUGGUGUUCAGCCUGAUGUAGGAUAUAUUGUUUUCUGUCACUCAAAAGCAAGUAAAUCAUGAACAGAAAACUUUAGUACUCCUACAAAAUGCUUGAUAGAAAUGUACUUAAUAAAGAAAGAGCAGAGUAAGCUUGCUCUUGGCAACAUCUUUAAUUAUGAAAAAGCAGGUUAACAAUUAAACGUAGAACUUUCACAGUGGUAGUCAUGGAAAUCCCUAAUUUCUCUGAAAUAUCUCAGUUCUUACUCCCAGCAAAUUUUUUUAAAAACAAAUUGUGUGGUUAUCUAAUUCAACUAGGUUUUUAAAACAUUUUGUGGUCACAGUGCUUCAGAAGUCUAUUCUAUACCAAGAUACCAGGUGUCAGACAGAAAAAUACCGCUGUUAUUAAAGUUGGUUAGUAAUAAAUCUGGACAUUCUUGAACUGGGAAAGAUCGUAGUAGGAGAAGGAAAGUCUCAGAUACUGGGAAUAUAUUUCAGAUAGAUUAGUAGAAAAAGGAAUUUCAGACUUUCUAAAUUAUUGUUAUUGCCUGUUACCAUGUGGUAAAAAUGGAGUUUAAAUCUGUUUGGUUUUUUUUUUCAGUGAAAUAAUGAAAAUGAUUUAAUAGUAUUUAUCCAAAAUUUAUUGACUUGAGAAGAAAAUAGUGGACUAGACAAGACUGAGAGCUGGGCUAGUAUUGCGGUUGUUGUAGUGUUCUCCACUCAGGGGAGAGAUCCAUACAUCUUAGCAAAUUUUUAUGAACUGCUUUCUGAUCUGUCCGCACUUCUUUGUUAUACAUCAAAAGUAGACUUUGAAAACAAACAAACAAAAAAAACCCCAACCCAAAACACUAAAGAAGUAGAAACAAUCUGGCCCUUCUCAAAUGUAGCUAAGUCUCAAUGCCUGAGACUCCUUUUAUUUUGUUCCCAAUCUGAGUGGAAUGCCAGCAAACUUCAUAUCCUUUUUGCAGGUCUGACCUUGAAUUACUGCAGUUAAUGAAAACAUGGAAAUAGCCAGUGUUUCAGAUUGUCCAAACUACAAACGCUGACGUGAGGCUGCUUUUUAACACAUGCCUAUUUAAAAUGACAGACUGUUGAUGUAAAUUCUUUUGAGCCAAGAUAACUGUUUAUUGAUCAGUUGGCCCUAGCUGAAAGCCGGAAUACAGUCUUCCCUGGAUGAGAUGCACAUGUUCAGUGUUUCAUUAUUGUUGGAGAAAAGUGGUUUCUUCUGUAUUAAUUUGUUAGGCCAUCUGCUUUCAUCUUGCACUAGGCUUGCUGAAAUCGAUUAUAUUUUGUCCUAACAUAGCUUCUCUAUCUGGAGAUACAUCAGCCUUUGAGUGUUUGGAGUGCUGAUUAUCAACCAUUCCAGCUAAAUUUUUAAUAACUUUUUUCUGUUGUUAAAAAAGCUUAGGACUGAAGUUUUAUUCUGCUAUACCUUUCUGUUUAAUGAAUGGAGCUCACCAUAGAGACUAGACUGUCAGAUACUCUCACAGGGAAUUAAUUGCUGCCAAACAAGUUUGGAAGGGUAAAGUAUCAUAUAUGUAAAAAUGUAAGGAGGUGCCUGUCAUGUCGUUGAUCCAGAGCAUUUUUUAACUGAAAAAAAUAUGACUAUUUCAACUUCUAAACAACACCAGUUCUUUCCCACAAAAGUUACAAAUUUGUGCAAAAAUAUAAUUCGAUGAAUGUUUAGUUUUUAAGCUUUGGAGCAACUGAAAUGUGUUCCCCAAGUUUUGGAGGUGUCUUCAUCCUGCCCUCUAAAUUACAAGUCUCUCAGCUGACUUGUUGAGUCAGGCUCUUGAUCCGUGCUGUAGGUAGUUUUGUAGUAUAUUUUAUAUACAUGCUGAAAACGGGCAUACUAAGUGCCUAAGUAGUUGAAAUCUAGAAGCUUAUAUUUAAUAACAGAAGCAUCUAGUGGUCAAAUUACUGAAAGUUGUUCUAGGUGCUUUGAAAAGUUCUAAGGCAAUUCUAACAACUUCUGCUGUUACCAAGGAGGUGAAGACUUUAUGUUAUUAGAUCCAUGUUGCAACAAGCCAAAUGAUUGCACUUCAAAUCCCCACUGACAUCAGCGAGACCCUUCCUUUAAGUGCUACAGGAUCAGACAGUUAAUAGUUCAGAGGGGCAUUUUAUGUAGACUUGAGUCUUUGAUGCAUUGGUGUGCCUAAUACCAAUUUAAUGUUACCAGCCUGCUCAAGAAUGGUUAUUUACGUGCUUGGGAAGAGAGGAAGAGGAGAGGAGACAAUGCCUAAUUACUAAUUUGGAAGUCUUAAUCUUUCAACCUGGUUGAGAGGUGUGGGAUUCAUUGGGAGCUGUCUCCAUUCAUGGUUAAAGCUUCAUUUUAAUUAUCAAAAAAUAAUUCAGGCUGAAUAUCACAAGUGGUUUAAGAGUUGGACUCAGCGAGAUUUUUGUUACAAUGUUAAUCCUAAAUUAUUCUUUAACAUUAGUGUUAAUUUCCAGUGUAACAUAUUGAGUAUUAGUUGGAAUAGGAAGCUUUAGCAGUGGUGUUUGAAUUACUUUCUUGUGAAACAGCCUUUGGUGUUUAUUAAGGAUGGUGUAGUCUAUUUGUGGUGUGCGGUGUCAGCAAUCUGCAAAGACUAUCUUGGGAAUUGAUGAUGUACAGGACAGGAGCUGUCUGAACUGUGUAGCUAGACAUCCUGUAGUGAACCUCACUUACAAGCAUGGUAGCUACGUAGAAGAAGAAAAAAAACCAUCUCAAACACAAGGAGAGCCUGAGUAAUUCACUGACUUAAACUUCUACACUGCCUAUUCAUUUUCUGAAAAGCUUCAUGUAUCUUUCUUAAACGCUUUAAACCUCUAAAAAAAGAGGCUUUUCUGUUCAUGGACAAGAGAGAAGGACAAACUUUCUUAACUUUUUUAGCGGGAAGUCGUUUUACAGUGACCUGAGACUGUCUGUAUGCCAGAAAAGAGUUACUUGAAGCAGGAGAAUUGUGUGCUUGGAAUUAAGCUUCUAAAAAAUCUGCACAAAAUUCUCUAAAGAAAACUGUUAAAAUGUUAUGUUCAGAUCACGUUCCUAGUAAUAGACCAAUAGGUGACAGAAGAUUUACAGGAAUAAGAUGUUGGUGUGAAUUGCCAGUCUAAGAUAAAUAUACAGGUUCUAGUACCAAAAAAAGUCAUGUCAGCUGUCCUUUUCAGAGUUGUAUGGCUCUGGCUUGUCAAAAGAAAUGGGCUUGAAGCCACACCAUCUUUGCUUCUCAUACAAGAAUUCAGGUGCCCAAACAUAUUUCCCUAAAAUUAUUAGGCCUUCUGACACCAAUUUUUUUUUCUGAAAAAUCCUUUCUGAUAUUUUGGAGGUCUCAAAAAUUUGAAUGCAAACCCUUUCUUGGUCAGCUAGAAUCAAAAAUGCUUGAUUUGGAAAAAUCAAACGAGCAUCACCAAGCUUUAUCUAUAAAAUGCCACAGAUAACUCAUCUUUCAAGGGAUAUACGACUGUCCUGAAAGCCAGGAGUACUUACUGAUGGCCUUAGUCUCUGAUACGUCAAAAUGAACCUAGGUGCAGCAUUUUCCUCCUUCCCCCUCCCAUUUCCCCCCACCCAACCCAUAAUUUUUAACAUAGUGUUGUCAGAGCGUACAUGCUAUAAACAGCUAUUUAGAAAUACUUAGAAAAGUUCUAGAGGCUUAGAGUUAUUUGGUGCUUCCUAUUUUACAUGGAAAAUCAAGGCAGUAAGAUGAUUUGUCUCCCUAAAAAUUGGGACAGCAUUUGCUGAAACUGCUCUCAUUCUAGAAUAAAGUCGUCUUAGAAGAAACAAUUUUGCUUUUCACAUCAUCAUCAUCCUGCAAGUUUGGGUUCUUAAAUUUUUACUUAAACACUAACAAUGAAUUUUAUCCAAGGAGCUAAUCAUCUUUGUAAAGGUACUCGUCUGUUAAGGAGGCUGGGCUUUUCUUUGCUUCAUUUCUGUUGAUGUUUUCAUGUAUGUAUUAUUGAACAAACCAACUGCUACUUCUUUUUCAAAUGUUGAAGGAUACAGACCACUCUUCCUGUCAUGCUCCUCAUCUGUGCGAGUGUGAUACUCCAUCCAGCUGUUGCACUGGGGUGUGCUGUAACUCUGGCACCUAGAUAGAUGCACUGCUACGAUCUUGCCUCACUUUUGCUCAUGUUACAGUAUGUAUUUUCUAUUAAAUCCAUUAUGUUUUCUUGACAAUUUGUUCUUUGUUUCCUUACGGGAUUUAGCUAAGAAUAGGUGGCGAGUCUCUUUUUCCUCUUAAGGGUUCUAGAAGUAUCUGCCACAAUGGCAAAUAUUUGUAAACAAAAUGGUAAUUCAUUAGUACAGCCUUCUGAAACUAUUAUGAAAACAGCAGCUGAGACAUGUACCACUGCUGUAGUGUACCACAUAACGAAGGCUGAAAGCGAUUCACCUGUGGGAGCAAAUCACUGUAAGGCUCUGGUAACACGAUGUAAGCACUUCUUAUUUUAACUUCCUUUUUUGUACUUCCUAUUUCUGAAUACUGUGUAUCCAACAUGGAAAUUGUGACACAGUGAAUUGAUUUAAGACACAGAAAUGGAUCGCAUUUCUGUAGCUGGAGGACACUUAAGACGUCCCGGCAAUCUUCCCCCUUGUUCCCCCCUCCCCACCCCCCCCAGUAUAAUGAAGAAAAAAAAAUCAUUCUGAACAUUUCUUCUAAACAAGAAACUUUGCAUUUGUGUAUUCAGGACACAGAAAUGACCUGAUACGCAUAUAGCUCUUGCAGUGUAAUAAAUGUUUGCCUGUAAAAUUAAGCAUGAAGGUUAACCUUUGUAUCAGCAAUUCUUGUCCCUCUUAAGAACGUUCUGCCUUUUCAUUAUAGGAUCAGGUUAACCUGUUGCAAAGGUUGAAAGGUCUGUGCCUUCUUACUGUAGUAUCUCUUACUAAAACUUAAGCCGCUCAAAGUUACAGAGCAUUUGCAGCACUGUAAACUGCACAAAUAUACAACCAUUGCUUCACUGCAUGACAUGUAGGCAGAUUACUCGUGAUGAAAUACUGUAGUGAUGAGUUCCCAAGCUUAUGAAUGUUUUGAGACUUUUUUUAGUCUUCUCUUGGGCUGGUCCUGAGAGCGUGUACAGGUUUGUCUGUAUUGUUGGUUUGUAGAUGCUAAUGAGGAAAACCAGGCUUUUGUUCUCUCCUUUUUGUUUGAAUUGUUAUACUCCCAUAUAGUGCAUAGAAUGCAAAUAAAGAAAUGUUGAUUUUGGCAUAAUGUAAACAGCCUUUUCAGCUUAAGCAUUCAUAAUAAACUUUUAUAGUGUAAUACCAUGGCUAAAUCACUACCGGUCUGAUGUAUUGUGCAAAAAAAAAAAAGGUGUAAACAUUUUAUUAAUAAAAAAGCUUUGUUUAUAAAUGUGCUGGCUUUGUUUAUAAAUGGUUCCAAAAUUCUUAACAUUUUAAAAAAUAGUCUCUAGAGUAAUAGAAUUAUAGAAGAGGAAUGUAAGCAGAAGUGAAUCAAAGAUGAUUCGAGUAGCUGUUUUCCAGAAGUACUGAGUACUGGUCAUUCAGGAGCUGUAGCUCUUUCCUGGUUGAUGUAUGCACAGGCGAAGGCAGAAGAGGGACUUGCACAAAGGAGGGAUGGGGGAAAAGAGCAGAAAGAAUGCAGCUUUUGUGCAACGCUUCCUUCCUCUGCAGCACGGUGUCUGAGGAGCUGCAGGGCACGCAUGGCUCGUCAGCCAGCGCGAGGCCUGAGAGAUUCCACCAGGGUCAGGUUAUUUAAUACAUUGCUUUUCGCUUAGACUGCAUGAAACGUGGAAUUCUUGACUGCUGAGGCCAGGUUUCUGUCAAUCAAAACUGUAAAGUGCUUUUAAUAUCUGCACAGUGUUGGGGGGUCCUGUCAUGCUGGGAAGGGAUCCAGAUCCUUUCUUAUCCGUUAAUAAAGCCAGCUGGUUGGCAGCUUGCUUUGUUUAAACCACUGCUUUGGUGGUCAUGGAGGGCACAAAAAUAGGGAGGUGGCUACAGUUGUCUUAUGUGACGCUUAAAAGAUGUAGUUUUCUUGUUGCAAUGUGUGAUGCAAGUCUAACGUGUUCAGUUAAUAGCAGCCUUCAAAAGCAUAAAUAAGAAAAAAAAGGUGUCCUGUUUCUGAUAGUGCUAUUUCACCUGCAAAUGUUGGGUGCAAGUUUCUACUAAGCAACUGGCUACAGUUUAUGUGCAGAAAACACAUACUGUCGUCUUUUUAACAGAGACCUGGAAUGACUUACUGUCCAGUACCUGCUGGUUUUAAGUUAUCUGCUUAGAUGUGUGUAAACUGCUUUUGGAGUGUCAGGUAUGUUUGUGUAAGGCGGUAUGAAUGUGCAUCGGAGAGAGCAAAAGAACAGUAACCGCAAGAAAUGUGCUAGAAUAGAGAGAAAAAUAAAUUUACAUGUGUUUGCAUAGGGAAUCUAGAUAACUAAAUGCAAACCACCCAAUAUGUGGACAUGCAAUAUGAGAUAAUGUUUUACUUGGAUCAAGUCUUUCAUAGCUUUUAAGGUAAGAGUUUUGUAACGGAUGAAAGCGUUCUUUAAAAUUGUCCCAAUACAAAGCUUACAGAUGCUCCUCAGAGUUUUCCUGUAGUGUUCAUCCCUGUUUUCUCCUGUUCACCAAAAAUCCGCUUUGGCAACACGUUGCCUUCUAGUCUUGUCAUGGUUGAAUUGUUAAUAAAGUGAGGGUUGGUUUGUGUAAUCGGUAAGGAUGUAGUGUUCCACGUGGCCUUCGUGCAUGCCCAUUUCAAUGAAUCUGAUCUGCACAAUAUUAAAUGUACGCACCU